Aegilops tauschii subsp. strangulata is the source of this 1119-nucleotide messenger RNA. RefSeq lists its product as uncharacterized. The record is from RefSeq and is a predicted model, not a curated record. Lineage: Eukaryota; Viridiplantae; Streptophyta; Magnoliopsida; Poales; Poaceae.
CCGGCCACGCCUCCACCUCCCCUCAUCCUCACCACUCACCCCAAGGACGAGCUCACCCCCACGGUUGCGCCACCUCCAUCCACCUUCUUUGACCUGUCCUGUGUCAAGGCCGGCCAGGUAGCUCUCCAAUGCUUCCUCGGCUGCGGCAACGCCAUGGGGCUCGAGUUCGAGGAUGACUGCAACCGCUACCUUCGCCUCGACAACACCACCCCCGAGCUCCACCUCGCAUCGCCUCUCUACGUCAUCUUCGACUUCUCCCACCGCCAACUCGACACCAUUGUCGUCGCUGCUCUACUCCAGGCUACUCUUGGUGGUAGUGCUGCCGACUUUUUCGUUGCCAUGUGCUCCCCUCUCACCUUCCGUUUCCACGUCGCAUCCCCACGCAUCGCGGAGAUCAUCCUCGACCAGUCCAAGGUCUGCCACCGCAACUUCGCCUUCGCUAGAACCCUGCCACCUCUCCCACCACCACCUCCGACCUCGGCUUCCUGCAUGUCACUUGCCCGCCUGCUCCAAAUUCCUGAUGACCUGGGGCUCCGGUUUGAAUCUGUGGCCUGGUCACAGCUCCGAUCACACGUCACCAUCGAUUCCGACCGUCAACCACACGGAUGUCGCAUGUAUGCGCGUGUCAUCCAAUUCCCGUUCACCCUCAACGCAACAGACAUGGCUCUCAUUCUCGCUCCCCUGUUCGGAGGAUGCUACCACCACUUCAACACCACUGAUGAUGGCGACUCAUGCUUCUCCUUCACCAUCGCAUCACCUGCUGUUGCCACGCUGAUAGCCUCCAUGGGUGACUUCCGCAAGCGGGGCAUGCUGAUCCGCUUCCCCUGGCCCCUGCGCAUGGGCGCUGCCCGACGCCCUCUUUCUGAUGAUGCCAUGUCUCCGUCGUAUGGAUCCAUGACUCCCUCGUCGUCGCCGGUCGUCUCUGCUUCACUGCCAUCAGUGUCCCUGUCUCUCGACCUGCCUAAGGUGAGGCGAAAACGGCCUGGUUUUAGCUUUUUUACCGUAUGCUUAAUGUUAAUUGCUUUAACCAGACACCACCUCAUGUGCACUACACUCAUCACUCGCAUCCCUUUUGGAUUACCUUCCUCCCAAUUAGUGUUAGGCCAAAUGAAAUGCUAA